This is a messenger RNA of Argentina anserina (silverweed cinquefoil), 651 nucleotides long. RefSeq names its product ras-related protein Rab2BV-like. Gene Ontology annotation, molecular function: GTPase activity; GTP binding. The record is from RefSeq and is a predicted model, not a curated record. NCBI's taxonomy places the organism in Eukaryota, Viridiplantae, Streptophyta, Magnoliopsida, Rosales, Rosaceae. Gene Ontology annotation, cellular component: endosome. Gene Ontology annotation, biological process: vesicle-mediated transport. The transcript has 2 exons. The coding region runs from base 1 to 651 and encodes 216 amino acids.
AUGGCGUACAAGGUCGAUCACGAAUAUGAUUACCUCUUCAAGAUUGUGUUGAUUGGAGAUUCGGGUGUCGGAAAGUCCAACAUUCUUUCGAGGUUUACGAGGAAUGAGUUUUGUUUGGAGUCCAAGUCCACCAUCGGAGUUGAAUUUGCAACCAGGACAUUACAGGUAGAGGGUAAGACAGUGAAAGCACAAAUAUGGGAUACAGCAGGUCAAGAGAGGUACCGAGCGAUAACCAGUGCUUACUACAGAGGCGCUGUUGGUGCUCUAUUGGUCUAUGACAUAACCAAAAGACAAACAUUUGACAAUGUCACAAGAUGGCUACGCGAACUCAGAGACCAUGCAGACUCAAAUAUUGUCAUUAUGAUGGCUGGUAACAAAUCUGAUCUCAAUCACCUGAGAGCUGUCCCAGGAGAAGAUGCUCAACUCUUGGCUGAGAAGGAAGGUCUCUCGUUCUUAGAAACUUCAGCACUGGAGGCCCAUAAUGUUGAAAAUGCAUUCCAGACUAUUUUGUUGGAUAUAUACCACAUUAUAAGCAAGAAGGCACUGGCAGCACAGGAGGCAGCUUCAACUACUGGAAUUCCUCAAGGAACUACCAUUAAUGUUGCAAAUAUGUCGGGUGACGUGAACAAGAAAACUUGUUGCUCUAACUAA